AUGCGAUUACCACUGGAAUUAUCACAGUUAUUACCGGCAGUGUUAAGUUUGCGUUUAUGGACAAGAGAGAAGGCUUCGUCAAAUUGGCCACUUAGGCGACCACGAUCAUACCGUAGGCGACUAUAUGAUGCAGCAUUGGAGCCUAUGGUACCUAAGGUUCAGAAUGUAUGCCGUUCAUACAAGGAAGUUAUCGAUUCGAUUGAAAAACUCAAGUCUUCUUACUCAGCAUUUGAUAUGGCAUUGGUACAACAUAUUAGGGAGAAAAUCAAAAAUGAGGGCUAUCAAGUUAUGGGUAUUUGUCAUAGGCUCGCUGUGAAACAGCGAACAGAAUGGCUGACUCGGAAUCAAUUACGGUUAAAAGGCCUCGAAUUCCGGGAUUAUGGUAAUCGAAUUCUAAAGAAAGUAUUCGAAGACACUCCGCUUCAAUCACUAAAUGAUACAAUACUCAUAGCUACAAAUGCUCAACUUUUUGGCAAAGAUAUAAAUGCGAUUAAAGCGAUUAUAACUGAAUGCGAAAAGAUUGACUGGCUGACUCCAAUAGCUGUUGUUUACGGAUCUCGAAUAUUAUCAAUAUCAGAAGUGAAAGAACUGUGCAAAUUACCAUCACUAGAAGAUCAUCGUGCUCAAACAGUUCAGCUCUUAUCGGUGCCACCUAACGAACUAAUUUUAAUACUUAAUUAUCAUAUCAUGGAUACGAUUAGAAUCUUGGAUUCUAUUAAGGAUCAAAAGGAGUCACCAUUGUAA
Molecule: messenger RNA, 744 nt
Organism: Brugia malayi
Lineage: Eukaryota; Metazoa; Nematoda; Chromadorea; Rhabditida; Onchocercidae
Gene: Bma-mrpl-10
Product: 50S ribosomal protein L10, putative
Exons: 4
Coding region: 1-744 (247 amino acids)
Biological process (GO): translation
Cellular component (GO): mitochondrial large ribosomal subunit
Molecular function (GO): structural constituent of ribosome
Source: RefSeq, a predicted model, not a curated record